Megachile rotundata (alfalfa leafcutting bee) is the source of this 870-nucleotide messenger RNA. Its product is annotated as leucine-rich repeat-containing protein 51. Gene Ontology annotation, molecular function: protein binding. The record is from RefSeq and is a predicted model, not a curated record. NCBI's taxonomy places the organism in Eukaryota, Metazoa, Arthropoda, Insecta, Hymenoptera, Megachilidae.
UAUUAAAUUAAGUACAAGUUGCUACUUUUAAUUCCAAGUUAAAUUUCUAACAAAUUGAGAAUAUAUAACGAUUAUUGGAUAAGUGACUAUCUAUAUGGCGAUAGUUGGAUGAUAACGAAAAAUUGUAAUAAUAUGCGAAGAAUUGAUAUGUGACUUUUAAUAAACAUAUCGAAUGUACUGGGAACAUUAAUGUUGGAGAAAUUUUAUCAAAAUUUAUUUAAAAAUAUUAUUCAACGAUAUUCAAUAGAUUGAAAUGGAUACUAUUACUUACGAGGAUCCCCAUUCUGAUUACAGACGAACCGAACGACAAGAAAUGUUGAUAGCUCCCCCAUUGGACUUGUCCUUUAAAAAUGCAACUACGCUGAAUGAAUUAGCAGGUAAACGACCACAGGCUGUACGAACGGGUAAAGUUCCAAUGCGAACAUCUGCAGAUCGUUUUAUGACAUGUUCGUUAUGGUUAAGCAAUAAUUUAUUAACUUCAAUGGACGGAUUCGAAGACCUUGUACGCAAACUUCUCGAUGAUCCUAAGCUCCUUAGUUGGGUUGAUCUUUCAUUUAACGAAAUAAGCAGCAUUGGUGACGAUAUUGUACACUUUCCGAAUUUGAAAAUUUUGUACUUACAUGGAAACAAAAUUUCGGACAUCAAUGACAUUAUAAAACUAAAAGGUUUACAUAAUCUUAGAUGUUUAUCACUGCAUGGAAAUCCUGUCGAAAAUAUUCCGGGGUAUAGGGGAUAUAUCGUUCAUAUCCUUCCACAAUUAGUAACAAUAGACUUUUCACAAGUAAUCUCGAAUGAAAGGAAAAAAGCUACACCGGUCGGAUUUUAUAAAAUGAUACAAAGUGAUACAUGAAUAUAAAACUUUAUUUUCAA